This is a messenger RNA of Fusarium verticillioides 7600, 1946 nucleotides long. RefSeq lists its product as hypothetical. The record is from RefSeq and is a predicted model, not a curated record. Bases 602 to 1606 code for a protein of 334 amino acids. NCBI's taxonomy places the organism in Eukaryota, Fungi, Ascomycota, Sordariomycetes, Hypocreales, Nectriaceae. The transcript is spliced from 2 exons.
CUAGAGACAACUCUCUUUUUAACCAUAUUUCCCUCCUUCUGCAUCCCCUGAACCUCUUCAAUAGACGGUCUGAAGAAUCAAUCCUUGGAACCCCCAGUAUUUUUGUCUGCACAGCCUCGUCUUCACGAGGGUCACUUUGACAAUAACGGAAAGGACCCUGAACAGAAGUGCUAAAUCAUUACGUACCUAUCAAUUGCUCAGCCUCACCUCAUGCCUUCGGUUGCUUGGUUACAUGAAUACAACCAAGUUAGUAAAUAAAUAGCACAGCCGAACGCUCCCAUCCUGUGCGCCCUGUCUGGGAGCUCUUGUCACCUCUAUCGUCACGUCGUCAAGCUUCCUUCAAUAACCUCCCGUUCUCUCGAGCCGGGGGAGUCCGGUUCGAGCCGACAAAACCUCAUGCGCCGCCCCCAAUCGCAUCAGUCCCUCGCCCCGCGACGACGCCGGUGAUUGACAUCUUCCUACUACUUCGAAUCCAUUGCUUUUUCUACUACGAAUUAUACCCUUCCACGAGACUUUGGGCUUACGUUAUCCUCCCUCGACGCAACCCCGCGCCCUCUCAAGACUUGAGAGAAAUCGCAAACCUUAUCCUCGACACCGAAUCAUGAGCAGCUCUGACUCGGUCGGGUCAUUGCUUGCGGCCAUUGCGACUCUUUUAUCUCAGGGAUUGCGAAUCCUCAGUUUGGCCGACAAGAGCCAUUGGGGACCGGACGAGCACGAGCAAGUACACGCCUUUGCUUCUGCGCUGGAUGAAGCCAAGAAGGACUUUCAAGAAUUGGCACCUUUGGUUAAUGGACAGAUAUACUAUGAAACCGACCGGAAACAUGAAUCCAUCGAAGAGCUGAGAGCUCUCAAAGCUCAAUUUACAGCUCAUAUAGAACAGAUACGAGAUUGGAGUCGCUCAGGCGGCCCAAUCAACCCAAUAUGGGUCCGCGAAACACAUAGUUUACAACGAAAAUUACACAGAGCACAAUGUCGAGCAGCACGUCGAAUUUACAGUUCGGAAAAAGAAGGAUCGGCAAGGUGUUUGGGAGCUUUCCUCGUCUACCGACAGCAGCGACAAUGGACGUUAAAUAAGAUCGUGCCAGACGAGGCCGAGUAUUCGAGAAGAUAUCGGGAGGAGCUACGCCUAUGCAAUACUAUUGGGUCGUUUAAGCGAUUUGGCGAUCGAGAUAUUGCUUUUGUUUGCGACUAUUGCGAUGGUCACAUAGUAUGGGAGGAUAUUGAGAAUAUGCCCUCGAUACGGACGUUCCAAGAAGCCGCCGCGUCUCCAAUAUUGACACUAUCACCAACAAUCGAUAACCCUCACUGGCAAGCAACAGCGUUCACAUUGUCUGGACAUCAAGAGAAGCAGGUUGUAUUUGCGCCCGUAGCCAUCGCAAAUCAUAUGGCACCACAGCCUCGGGAUUGGCAGGCCGGCUUACUGUGUCCAUAUUGCGAAGUGGAAUCAACAGAACCUCAAGAGCAGUAUGAUGACGAGGAUGCAUAUCGACCAGAUUUGGGCUACGAAGACAUGGAGGCAUUUCAGGAACAUCUUGAAUGGCAGCAUACAGUGAUGGCGCCAACCUCUCAAGCACAAGCGACUUCAGAUAAUUGCAUAGUGAUGUAGUUCAGAGCAAGCGGUCGGUUUUGGAACUUGCUAACAAAAAUAUGGUGUUUUUCUUAGUGAUUUUGGGUAGAGCAGAUGACAUCUGGAGUUUGGAGUCUCAUACGGUAUGACUUAGGUGAGAGAGCAUGGUUCAGGAGCAGCAUUGAAGUUAUGAUUUAGCAAGAAUUGCCAAAGCCAGCGUGGAUAGACGAAUUAACUUAGUCAUAAAUGAUCAUACAAGUACACAACCCAGCAGCACCCGCUCUUGAUAUAAGGGCACAGCUUGGGUCUCAUAUACCCCUGAGAUGUUGAAUUGUAGCUCUCAAAUUGCACACUCCCAGAGUAAAGUACAAGUGGCCAG